Castor canadensis (American beaver) is the source of this 1321-nucleotide messenger RNA. Lineage: Eukaryota; Metazoa; Chordata; Mammalia; Rodentia; Castoridae. The record is from RefSeq and is a predicted model, not a curated record.
AGGCACCCCAUGUGCAGUACGAGCGCCUGGGUUCAGAUGUGACAUUGCCAUGUGGAACAGCAAACUGGGAUGCAGCUGUGACAUGGCGGGUUAAUGGGACAGAUCUGGCCCCUGACCUGCUCAACGGCUCUCAGCUGGUGCUCCGUGGCCUGGAAUUGGGCCACAGUGGCCUCUAUGCCUGCUUCCACCGUGACUCCUGGCACCUGCGCCACCAAAUCCUGCUACAUGUGGGCUUGCCGCCGAGGGAACCUGUGCUCAGCUGCCGUUCCAACACUUACCCCAAAGGCUUCUACUGCAGCUGGCAUCUGCCUACCCCUACCUACAUCCCCAACACCUUCAAUGUGACCGUGCUGCAUGGCUCCAAAAUUAUGGUCUGUGAGAAGGACCCGGCCCUCAAGAACCGCUGCCAUAUCCGAUACAUGCACCUGUUCUCUACCAUCAAGUACAAGGUCUCCAUAAGUGUCAGCAAUGCCCUGGGUCACAACGCCACGGCUAUCACCUUCGACGAGUUCACCAUUGUGAAGCCUGAUCCUCCAGAAAACGUUGUAGCCCGGCCAGUGCCCAGCAACCCUCGCCGACUGGAGGUGACAUGGCAGACCCCCUCAACUUGGCCUGAUCCUGAGUCCUUUCCUCUCAAAUUCUUUCUGCGCUACCGACCCCUCAUCCUGGACCAGUGGCAGCAUGUGGAGCUGUCAGAUGGCACAGCGCACACCAUCACAGAUGCCUACGCUGGGAAAGAGUACAUCAUUCAGGUUGCAGCCAAGGACAAUGAGAUUGGGACAUGGAGCGACUGGAGUGUGGCUGCCCAUGCCACACCCUGGACUGAGGAACCACGACACCUCACCACUGAGGCCCAGGCCCCGGAGACCACGACCAGCACCACCAGCUCCCUGGCACCCCCACCCACCACGAAGAUCUGUGACCCUGAGGAGCUGGGCAGCGGUGGAGGACCCUCAGUACCCUUCUUGAUCAGUGUCCCUGUCACUCUGGCCCUGGCUGCCGCUGCCACCACUGCCAGCAGUCUCCUGAUAUGAGCCCGGCAUCCCAUGAGGACAUGCCAGAGCACCUGCAGAGGAGCAGGAGGCCGGAACUGAGCUUGCAGACCCCGGUUUCUAUUUUGCACACGGGCAGGAGGACCUUUUGCAUUCUCUUCAGACACAAUUUGUAGAGACCCCGGCGGGCCCGGGCCUGCCGUCCCCUAGCCUUGCCACACCAAGCUACCCCCCCCUCCUUCUCUCAGGGGAGGAGGACCAUGCAGCUAACCCACCCACCAAAGACCCUCCCCCCUUACCUUGCCCCCUGGGGCUGGACUCUCCAACGC